This is a messenger RNA of Suillus subaureus, 2859 nucleotides long. RefSeq lists its product as uncharacterized. The coding region runs from base 1 to 2859 and encodes 952 amino acids. Gene Ontology annotation, cellular component: membrane. Gene Ontology annotation, molecular function: calcium ion binding. The transcript is spliced from 2 exons. The record is from RefSeq and is a predicted model, not a curated record. NCBI's taxonomy places the organism in Eukaryota, Fungi, Basidiomycota, Agaricomycetes, Boletales, Suillaceae.
AUGAUCGUCACUCUUUUAACCCUCCUCGCUGCCGCGUCAGCGGGUCGCGCGACAGUCACUGUCGACAAUCCGCUGGAUGGCCAACUGCCGCUUAUUGCUCGUGUUGGCGAAAAUUACACUUGGUCCUUCAGCCAGUUCACGUUUUCAACAGACCUGGACCAGGCUCUUUCAUACACCGCCUCAGGCCUACCGAGUUGGUGCUCGUUUGACAACACAACUCGAACGCUCUACGGCAUGCCUUCUGCUGCGGAUGAGGGCACGCCGCAGAUCACCAUGAACGCCUCAGACUCUGAGUCCUCGGCAACCUCAUCGUUCUUUAUCUGCGUCACGUCCUAUCCUCCUCCAACGCUUGAAAUUCCUCUACAAAAGCAGUUCUAUGCAGGCAGUUCCGCGCUCUCAUCGGUAUUCUUUCUAUCUCCCGGAUCAGCUCUUGAAACGGACGAGUUUGUAUUCAGGGUUCCAUCUCAGUGGUCCUUCAGCAUCGGUAUCCUCAGUGACACGUUCUCGGCCCAAAAUGACCUAUACUAUGCGGCCUUGCAAGCGGAUGGAACACCUCUUCCUGAAUGGCUUAUAUUCAACACAAAUACUGUGACCUUUGACGGAGUAGCGCCAUCUGAGGCUAAUUUACCCACGCCUUACACCCUAUCUAUAGAUGUCCAUGCGUCUGAUCAGGAAGGCUAUAGCGCGGAUACUGUUUCUUUUGACCUCGUCGUGGCUUCUCACGAGCUGUAUGCACUAUCGACUCUACCCACUGUCAAUGUCACAGCCGAUUCUCCUUUUAACUUCACGGUCAUGGCUGCCGCCGAUUUUACUGGUAUACUGGUGGAUGGACAGCCUCUAGAACCUACAAACGUCACCGGUUUGUUUAUCGAUGUGUCUGCGUACAAAAACUGGCUUCAGUACGAUGAGGAAAGUAGGACGCUCUUUGGGAUCCCGCCAACUGGACUUUCUGCAACGAGCGCUACAAACGGAGGACCUGUCCUGCCUGCCAGGCUCACCACUGACUUCAAUCAAACCUUGGACACGACGAUUUCUCUGGCAGUUGUGUCAUCCUACUUUUCUGCCUCGGACCUUGGAGUCAUCAAUGCGGAUCCAGGGCAGCAAGUCCGUUUCAAUCUGGCUCAAUUCUUCUCGAACAAGGCCGACACUGCCCAAAAUCACAACGACGUCAAUCUCAGUGUUACCUCUUUCCCCGAUGCAAGCAAUUAUUUGAGCUUCGAUCCAGUCUCUGUGGAACUGUCCGGACAGAUCCCGAGCAACUCGCAAGUCCCAAAGAUUGUAGUCACCUUCAUUGCCUACUCCCAUGUCACGCACUCCACUUCCCACGCAACGCUAUCCGUGGUAUCUCCACAGAAGGAAAAUCAGAGCCAGGGACUGGGAACGGCGAACUCGGCGGGACGCCAAACAACGACUCUGAUACUGUCUGUCGUUUUUGGUGUAAUCGGAGGUCUGCUUUGCCUUGGCGCCGGUCUGGCCCUGUUCAGGCGUUGUGCAAGGGUUCGAGACUCGGCCUUGCUAGGCGAAGAAGGCGCAUUCGCUUGGUCGGAUGCGGAGAAGAGGUACUACGGGAUGGCUCCCGUUGGAAAUAGUAGUCUUCGUGAGGAAAAUAAGGGUUACGGCUGGUCCAAGGAGGCAGACACGAGCGCGACCUCGGAGAAAGGCAGCCUUGAGCUCAGUCAGCGGCGAGGGAACCCGUUCGAGCCCAUUGAAAAUCCGCCGUCGAACGCGUACGAAAAUCUUGGACUUGGCCUCCGGCGUGUUAUUCCUCAAACGCCUUCGACUGUUCACGCUGAUUGCAAUGGUGUCAUGAAGAAGGCGGAGUUCCUCGGGCGGAUCAAGGAGACUGCAAGGAACGUGAGCGACAAAUACAAGCGCAAGGUUGCUCCAACAAGGCCCGUCAUCGGUAACCCUACGCCAUUAACAUCAAGACAUGCACGUCAGGGCGUGGAUGGGCUUCCUCUCGAAGGCGAUUACAUAGACAUCAAGGCCACCCCAGCUUCACAAGAUAUACGCGAAAAUCCCUUCAACGAUCCGGAGUUGAAGGUGAAGCGCGUGAGUACGAUGACUAGUUUCAUUAGUUCUCCGUCGAACUCUACGGAUGAGAGAUCUAUCCCACGAAGGCGAGCCGAUUUUGCACCUCCAAGGUCGCCGCGGGGCCCGCGAGAGCCAUCACCUGCUGCCGUCAAGGACUCUGUUCGCAGAAGCAUUAUCAGGGAAAGCCUACAGAGCACAAGCAUCGUUUCCUAUGAAUCGCGUCCUGAGACUAUCCAGACUAUCCACACCGCCGAGGAGAAACCUCGUCUCAAACAGUUCACAAAUUCUUCCCGAGUUCCUCCUCCGCGGUCUCCAUCUAGUAACCAAGUAACGCUAGAUGUAUCCCCGGGAACCAGAAGAAUCGCUAGCCAGACAGCAAAGGUCUACCAAGAAGGACGGGACACGCACCACACUAGUACUGAUGAGCUUCGCAUGGGCAUGCAUUAUGUUCGCACACUCGGAGAAGGCUCAUCGAACGUGCGCUCUGUAUCCGACGAGUCAUUCUCGUCGCUCGCGUCUUCUCAGCCUGCUCUAGGUACUGUCAGUGUGGGGACGGAAAACACCGUCUCUCGAUUCAUCGUACGGACUGGUGAGAAGUUCAAGUUCCGCAUUCCCAUGAAGUCCAUCAAUGGCACAUAUCGCAAGUUGGAGGCAAAAUUGAUGUCGGGGCAAGCUCUCCCACACUUCUUGCAAUUGGAGCUGAAGGGGCACGCGGUAACGACAAGAGAGUGGUCGAGUUUUAUGGGAUUCCUACAGAGCAAGAUCUUGGGGAGAUACAAGUGGGCGUAUUCAAUGCAGAGGGUGGAGAAUGUCUUGCAAAGGUGA